GCCAGUAUUGCGGUCGUUGCACAUGGCAACAGUUCAACAUCUCUUCCUCUUCGAGCACAUAACAGGGUUUGGGUUAUUUCGUGUCAAAGAAUUUGACGAAAUAACAGGGAACUUUAGAGCUCUUCCGAACGCUUUCAUCAAACCAAUCGCGUUUAUCCAUUUUAAGUCUGUUCAAGAGGCUGUAGAAAAUGUUCAAGCCAUCUCUGGCGGAAAUCUCUCUGAGUUGCUCAAGCAGUUUCUAAAAAGAAAUGUACCGCCAGUUGAUUGUGUAUUGGGAGUCAGUGACGAAAAAUUGGGCAAAUGUAUAUUGGCUUGUAAUUUUGGCUUCGAAUGCAUUUGGCACGGGUCUGUUCACGAGGUUCUCCGGGUAAUAAGAAAAAGUUUUACCCGAUUAACACGUUCUCUAAUUACACAACCUGGUGCUGCACUCUCCUUACCAACAAUUGAUGAAAAAUCGAAACCAUCAACUAGCGCAGAUGAACUAAAACCUGGAAUAAUCGCUGAAUCACGUGCACGAAUUGUUGUUAGCCUAGCACGUGCUCGUCAACAACUGGGAAUCGAACACCAUCUGGCCGACACUGGGAUCGUUAAGGUAUUAACACUGAUCGACGAAUUGGAUACUUACUUAACACGGUCAGCUUCGCGGUUAAGAGCUUGCUACAGUAUACACUUCCCAGAAGUGUGUCGACCACACUAUAAGAAGCAAAUUUGUCUGGAUGAUGUAAAUCUGCUCCACUUGAUAGCCAACUUCCCACAUCGUUCUACUAUAAUUUCAAACUUCUCUGCUGGAAGCUUCACCUAUUUAGGUAAUGAAGAACUUGCUUCCCUCAUUGCAACUGCGGCUCAAGACUCUGUUGGGGCUGAGCUAAGUGAGGAAGACUGUGAGAACCUUCAAAACUAUGCACAACGUUUACUGCAAAUGAUUGAGAUAAAACAACGACAUGUAAAUUCCUUGUCACGACGAAUAACCAAUUUGUGUCCUAAUCUGCAUGCUCUUCUUCACUGUACACUUCAUUCAGGUGAUGAAGCAAAACAAGAAAAGGUUUCUAGAACUGAGAAUAAUUUAUCAUCUUGUUUAGUUACUGCACGUUUAAUAGCUAAUGCUGGCUCUUUCAAUCGACUUGCUUCUAUGCCAUCUACACGGUUGCUGUCUUUAGGAGCAUCGAAAAAAUUAUUCAGGAAAGGUGGUGCUAUUGUGGCUACAUCUACAGGUCUUUUAUCAAAUGCAACUAAAGUGUUAGCAGAUCCGAAUUCACUAUCGAUUACAGGCAAUCAUCAACCGGCAGCUGAUAGUAUUUCCCCAACGAAGCUGAAGGCUUUGAGUGCCAAUUGUGUACAGCGGGAUACAGUCCGUCGUCGUGCCGCCCGUCUUCUUGCCGCUAAAUCAACCCUCGCUUGUCGCGCAGACUGUUUUCGCCAACACAACCCGAUUUUCCAACAGCAAGGGCUCACUUCACUAAAAUCUUGUGUUUCUGUAGUAGAAGACGAGCGACUCAAAACAGGAGCAUACGGUCAGUAUCUUGGAAAAACUGUUCAAGAUCACUUAAGGAUAUGGGCUGAAAAAAACGGCAUACAUACAGAUCAAACUGAAGGACAAAAGAAGGCGCAGCGCGAACGAAGAAAAAAGUAUCGAAAAGUUAAACGCAAGGCUUGGUUAGCUCGUAAACUUUCUAAAUGUACAGAGAAGCAGCUGUCAGAUGGUGUCAAUAAGGAUUUCGAGCCUAUGGAUGUCGACUCAGAUGGUCUACCACAACUUGGAAUCGUCACUGCACAAAUGAUAGAUGAUGGAGAGGCAUAUAAUAAGGCGAAAACAACAAACAACAGCUGUGAUACAGAUUUGAAUGGUAAAUGUUUAGUAAACCCCAAAGAGCUCUUAAAUUUGUCAGGAGAAAAAUCUUGUUAUAAAAAGAAGUCGGUACGCAAAUCACUGCAACAAAUAAUACCUGCUAAAUGUUGACACAAUAAUUACAUUAUCUAUUGUAAAUAGCUUGAACUUUGCAAUUUGAUGUUUGAUUAUAAGAUAUUUUAAUAACCCUGAUAAGAGUAUCAAAGGUGAUAAGUAAUAGAAAACUUUAACGUUCUAUUCGUUGCACACUGAAGAUCUCAUUCUAAUAGCUUCGUACGAUCAAAUUCGAAACAUACUUAACGUUGUUUUCAAGAUUAAAAAGAAGGCAUAGGACGUGCGUUGAAGUUAAUUCUCUUUCUCCCUAUUCAUA
Molecule: messenger RNA, 2216 nt
Organism: Schistosoma turkestanicum
Lineage: Eukaryota; Metazoa; Platyhelminthes; Trematoda; Strigeidida; Schistosomatidae
Source: the annotation of a GenBank genome assembly